AUGUCGACACAACAGCCUUUGCCCCGUAGAAAAAGAUUUAUUCCCAAAUAUGAUGUUGAAGGAGUACACAAAAUAGUUAUCGGAGAGGAAACGCAGAAUCAAAUAGAACUGGUAAUCGGCACACAUGUAAAUGCUCAAUUUCCGUGGAAAUCGGUUAAUAAGGCCAAAGUUAUGGAAACAAUUGAACUUGGAGGCGAAUUAUCUGAAUUUUUUUCUUUGAAAGGUCUGCUAGAGGCUUAUCCAGGUGAAGAGAUCUUGAUGGGAUAUAUCGUAGAUGAAUCUAAAGAUGUCGAUGAGUUUUAUGUUUGUUGUACUAAUGAAGCUAAAGAGCAUUGCAAACAACAGUCUGAUCGAUUUAUUAGAAGGCAAGAAAAGAAAUUGGAAAAAGCUGUGCAGAAAAAACCAAGACCAUGGAAAAGUCUAGGUAGCGAUAAAGAACUCAAAGAACUCAUACCGAUAAAUCAAAGACCUUUAAUGGAGAUAGAAAUACGGGCUAAAUUUCCUAAGGAGAAUGACCCAAAGACUCUUCAAGUGAGGGAUACAAAUUCGAGUCGGGAUGGGUAUAUAGAACUAACUCCAUAUAGACAAAAGUUUAACAGUGUUUUUAGUCGAAGAGUCGAUUGUGCAACACAAGUAGCGCCACCCAUGAUCCAUAGUUACGCCCAAACUUUGUUAAAGUAUCCUCAAAAUAUGUGGACACAAUCUAUAGCAGAUGCUUUAGGCAAAGUAGAUGACACAGAGGCUGGCGGCGACACUGGGAAUGACAAUGAAAAUGCGGAAGUUGGUGCUAAUAAAAUGGGUAGCUCUGAUGAAGAUGAGGAAGACGAAAAGGAAGCAUCAGACGAGGUAGGCUUAUUGGCAUACAAAAAUGCUAUAUUACGUAUGAGACGACCAUCUUAUAUAAAAAUGAUUAACAACUUCAUGGAAUCGCAGAAAUGUGAAGUCAACUCCAUUGUAGAACUGAACACAGUUAUGGAUAUGUAUUGUAAUGAUUAUCCUAAUUUAGUUUCGGAGCAAACAGUUGAUAUAUAUGAUACCAUGACAUUUGAAGAAUAUGUUUGUUUUACCGACGUAAGAGCGAAAGAUAAGUAUAUAUCGUGUGCAGUUUUUCAUCCAAUGUGGUCUGGCAUAGUUGCAAUAUGUUACGCAGAUGGAUCGCCUACAGUUAUGAAAACUGUAAGUAGUCGAGCUGAUCCUAUUCAAAGAGCGGUAUAUGGUCUAAAUCCGGUAUUAAUUUGGACCCAUAUUGAUAGUUUAUUGCCCAAACUAUACCUUGAGGCUCCACGAGAAGUAAAAAUUCUUUCGUUUUGUCCAUUUAAUGAAAAUAUUUUAAUAGGUGGUUGUGUUAAUGGCCAAAUUAUCAUAUGGGAUAUAUCAAAUAAAUUAGAAAACGUUGAGAAAAUUGAAGUUCUGAGUGAGAAGAGGGAGAAAUAUCGAAUUGCGAUGAAGGCUCAUAUGGGUUGGAUGAAAAAUGUCCAGGACAAUGCUGUUGUUCAACCGACAGUAUUGAGCAACCUUGUAACAAGUCAUUACGGUCCCAUUACAUCAAUAAACUGGCUCUCACCUAAUUUUACUGUUACUCCUCAAGGCAAAACGGUUUUAAAUAGUCCAAAAAAGAAGUCAUUGAUGUUUUUUACUGGAUCAGAUGACGGUGUUAUCCUUAUAUGGAAUUUGUCAGUAGAAAAUGUAACUCAAUUUGAAGGAAAAAAGGUUAAAAAGUCAAAAAGAGUGCUUCAAAGACCCUUGGGUUUACUGGUUGAUGAAUCAGAAUUUAAAGUCUUAGAUAGAGUGUUACAACCAUGUUACAAAUUAAAACUUGGUACUGCAGGGGAAAUGUCAACUUUACCAUUACAAAGCUUUGCCAUGAAUACACCAAUUAUAAAAUAUAUAUACACGCCUCGGAAUACAGGAUCAGGUAGAAAAUAUUUUAAAUCGGAAAUUGUGCGAGAGUGUGAUGCUGAUAUUAAUACAAUUCUUUAUUGUGGUUCUCAACAUGGUGAAUUAGUUCAAAUUACUUGGGAAGGACAUGAGUUUAAUACCGGAGAAGUUGUGAACUCUGAAUAUGCUGAAAUCAAAUUUAGUUGUUGCAUACAUGAUGGUAUUGUUGCCUCAUCACAAAAAAAUCCCUUUAUUACUAAUGUAACUUUAACUGUUGGUGGUAAAAUAUUAGCAAUUUGGUCCGAUAAAUUAACGGGCAAACCAUUAACUUGGAAAAAGCGACCCUAUCGCUUAACCGCUGGUGUUUGGUCCCUAUAUAAGCCAAGUUUAUUUUUCAUAACGACAUCUGAAGGUGAUUUAGAGGUAUGGGAUUUAUUAUUAAGAAGUGAUCAACCAAUUGCAAUACAAACAUUAUCUGGAAAUAUGUUAACUGGUAUCAGUUUACAUACAUUACCCUUAGCUAAAAAUAUAAUUGGUGUGAGCGAUGUUAAUGGAUCCUUUAGAUUAUUCUUAGAUCCACCGAUAUUUAUGAUAGAAAACCCAACGUACAUUGGUCGAAUGGAGGCUACAAUAAUUCGUGAAUUAAAAGUAAUGCAAUCAUUUAUAGAAUGGCAAGAUGAGUGGAUGCGAAAUAACCCUGAAAUAUUAUUAGAGAUGAAAAGAAAAGAAGGAGAACUUCUUGCACUCAAGGAAGAAGAAAAACGUAAACAAAGGGAAGAAGAAGAGAAGAAAUUGGAGGAAGAAGCCGAGGCUAGAAGACAGGAAAAAAUGAAAGUAGUAGGCCCAGAGGAAAGAUGGCAGAAAAUAAUACAGAAAUUGAUCGAAAGAACUAUUGCAGUUAAAAAAAGAAUUAAUAGAGCUGAACUAAUCGAACAUGAGAAACCAUUAAGAGAAUUAGAAGCCCAAAGGUUAGAAAAAGAAAGGAGGAUGUUGGAGAUAAUGAAGAAUCAAAAAUCUAUUUUUAAUGAUACUGUUGCUAUACUAUUCCCUGAAGCCAUUAAAAAAGAAGAAAAGGUGAAAAAGAGUUUAUUAUCAGGAAAAAAGAGCACAUUAAAAGAAACAUAUUUGGAAGAAUAUUCAGCGCUUAAAAACAGUGCCCUUAGCACUGUCCAUGAUAAUCCCUUUAAAGUAGCAUUUUCAUGGGAAGCAACAUUAGCCGAAGGAACAGAAAGAAGACAGGCGCUGAAUGCACACGAAGAUUUCAUAAAGCUACAUAAAUGUAGAAUAGUUGAAGAAGGGACAAACUAUUCACCUCCCGCUGUGGAAACCAAAGUAGCCCCGGUGAUAGUUGAAGAUGAAGAGAUUCAGGGGGAAAUAUAA
Molecule: messenger RNA, 3258 nt
Organism: Zerene cesonia (dogface butterfly)
Lineage: Eukaryota; Metazoa; Arthropoda; Insecta; Lepidoptera; Pieridae
Gene: mmm
Product: dynein intermediate chain 3, axonemal
Exons: 1
Coding region: 1-3258 (1085 amino acids)
Biological process (GO): inner dynein arm assembly; cilium movement involved in cell motility
Cellular component (GO): inner dynein arm
Molecular function (GO): dynein light chain binding; dynein heavy chain binding
Source: RefSeq, a predicted model, not a curated record